UCACCAGCAACAACUUUCGAAAUCUCUCCUGAACAGAACGACACCUCAGUGUACGGAAUCACUGCUAUGAGCACAUCUAUGGUAGAACUGGAACUGGACAAAGAAUGUUGCGGUCCAAAGGUUACGUUGCAGCCUCAGCACGACAACUCAGCUAAUACAGAUAAGGUAUUGGGUCAGGCCAUCCAUUCAGGCUGUAAACAAGACCAAUAUGAGCUGACCAUGGAGACUGUGGGUCUAAGUUGAGGAAUAUUAGGACAUACGUUUCAACAAUGGGAAGUCAGAGGUACGGUUUCAAGAAGGAAUGCUUCAUUUUGUCAGUGGACGUUGCGACAACAAUAAGAUGUCACAUCUAUGACAAGGAGGCAAAUGUCCGAGGAUCAUGCACCACCAAGGUUGUUCCCUUGUAUCCAGAAGUCGGUUAUGUGGAGAUGGACCCAGAUGCAAUAUUUGAAGGAUUUAUCACUGUGGUCAAAGGAGCUGUGAAAGAUGCAGGAGUACAAAUGCGUCAAAUAGACGCCUUGGGCAUCUCCACUCAACGAGCGACCUUCACAACAUGGGACAGGAAAACUGGGGUUCCUUUCCAUAACUUCAUCAGCUGGCAGGACCGGAGGGCUGCAGACCUGGUGAAAUCCUGGAACAGAUGCUGCACAAUGAAAGCCCUCCAUGGCACGAUGAAGGUGCUCCAAUUCCUGACCAGGCAGAAGCGGGCGCUUGCAGCAAGUCUCAUUGUCUUCUCUACUCAACAUGUCACCUUCCGCCUCGUCUGGGCCCUAACACACUACAAGCAGGUUCGUCAAGCAGUAGCUGAAGGCAACUGCUGCUUUGGAACAGUCGACACCUGGCUCCUGUUCAAACUCACGAAAGGGCAGGUCCAUGCCACGGACUACUCAAAUGCCAGUUCAACAGGAAUUUUCGACUCUUAUCAGAUGUGCUGGAGUGGCUUUCUCAGCUUUCUUGUUUCUCUGCCUCUCUCUAUUUUCCCCAAAGUAGAAAAUACAAACCAUGACUUUGGUUCCACAGACCCGUCCAUCUUCGGAGAGUCCAUUCCCAUCAUGUCCGUGAUGGCGGACCAGCAGGCAGCCAUGUUUGGAGAGUGCUGCUUUGACGUUGGUGAUGUCAAGAUCACUAUGGGAACGGGCACCUUCAUGGACAUUAACACCGGGAGCCAACCGCAUAUGCCCGUGGCAGGUCUGUAUCCUCUGGUGGGUUGGAAGAUUGGCUCAGAGGUGGUGUACCUGGCGGAAGGCAAUGCAGCCGACACUGGCACUGCAAUCAAAUGGGCACAGGAGCUUGAGCUCUUCUCUGAAGUCCAGGAGACCAGUGACAUGGCUUACAGUGUCAGCGACUCAGACGGAGUGUGUUUUGUUCCUUCCUUCAGUGGCCUGCAGGCUCCUCAUAAUGAUCCCAAAGCCUGUGCCUCCCUCAUGGGCCUCAAACCUUCAACCACGAAAAGUCAUCUGGUCCGAGCCAUUCUGGAGUCCGUCGCCUUCAGCAACAAGCAGCUAUAUGAGACAAUACUGAGAGAAACUAGCAUUCCCAUCACGAAGAUCAGGGUGGAUGGUGGGGUUUCCUCCAACGACUUUGUUAUGCAAAUGACUGCAGACCUGUUUGGCAGAAAGGUAGCAAGACCCCAACACUACGAAAUGUCGUCUUUAGGGGCUGCUUUCGUCGCUGGACUUGGAAUAGGCUUCUGGAGGACGAGGGAAGAGCUGAAGAAGCUGGCAAGCACCGACGAAUCGUUCUCGCCCCAAAGAGCAUCCAAGGGCGGCGCUUGCAGCCCGAGUCGGGAAUACAUCCCGGGCCUCCAGAGAUUGGGAGAGAGCUCUCCGACGCUCCAUGAAUUGGUACCAAGCCUUGACACGGAUGCACACGACAAGGAGAUCCUAGGUUUGACAGAGACAUGAGUUUGUGAGAAGCAAAACUAAUCUUAGACGGUGGUGAUUUUGUUGUGCACCGUCAGCAAAACUUCACAGCCUUGAGUUGAUGUCCACAUACAGACUUCCUUCCUACUGGAUUUCUUCAUGCCAUAGCAAACCUCAUCCUUGCUUCAUUCCACAUAUCAAGCCACUGGUGCCUCUUCUCAUUAGAGUAUUUCAUCAGCUGGGAUAAUAUUGUUACAUGCUGCCACAUGGGGGCGCUAAUGACUGGUUUUGCAGCUGUUUAAUUUAUGAACGCCAUAGCAACUGCAUGCCACAUGAGUAUUAUGGAUUGAAAACAUUGAUUUCCUUAACUGUGAGGGGGAAAACAGGUUAAAUGACUCUAAAUAGGAAGCCAAAUGUUAACUUCAAAAAUGUUAGUAUUUGUCUUUUUAAAAUAGUAGUUUUAAACAGUAUUUAUCUUUGUUAGUUAAAGGAAAUGUUAGUCCUCUAGAGAAAACAUACAGUCCUAACAGCCUUUUGGAAAGUCUUAAGUAGCUUAAUUUUUUAUAAUCAUAUACAUUCUAGCUGCAGGCGACCCAGACCCUAUCCUCAAACGAAAUGCAAUUAUGAAAUUGGAUGAUAUUGUUUAAUUGUGACUGGAUCAUAAACUACGUGAACAGGCUGUGCUCUGUAAGGGAAUCCUACUGGAUUUUAGUAUUUUUGUCAGCUUGUUGUCAGAAAUGCUUCUUUCCGCUCGCCUCACAUCUCCAUUAGAAAAGUGUGUUUGUUUAAGGUGACUGUGAAAGGGAUUUGUUUAGGUAUGUGGGGAUUUGAAGAUCAAGCUUUUCUGUAAUAGCUGUCGAAUGGUUUGUGUCCAACUGACACAUAAAUUAAAAAUGUAGCUUUGACACGUAUUGUGUGGUUUAGAACAAGUUGAUCAGGGAUAUAAAUAUGUACUGAACUGGCAUAAAACAGAUUAUGGAUACAUGAAAAUAUUUAUUUCUUGUAAAUCCAUUUUUUGUAAAGAGUAUUUCUGUUAUUAUUUAGUGCGAACAAAUUACUACAAAAAAUGUAAUCUGUGUCUUAUUCUUGAUUUGCUCUACUUGCCGUUGUUACAUGUUUUUGCCUUUCCUAAUACUGUAAUUUCUUUUUUUCAUUUUUUUUCAAGAUUUGUUAUGCAAGUGGCAUUAUGCAUAAUGCAACAAUUAACACCUCAGAUUGAAUUGACAAUCCAUUUCUAACACUUCUAACACACCAUUCAGUCGUUGAAUGGCAGAUGUCACAAGCUGCUGGGACAUAACAAAUGUUACAUUUGUGAUCAUACUUUUUUUUACAAAAUUGCAUUAAAAAUAUCAAUGCUGUGUGA
Cyclopterus lumpus (lumpfish) is the source of this 3225-nucleotide messenger RNA. RefSeq names its product glycerol kinase 5 (gene gk5). The record is from RefSeq and is a predicted model, not a curated record. Gene Ontology annotation, biological process: glycerol metabolic process; glycerol-3-phosphate biosynthetic process; triglyceride metabolic process. NCBI's taxonomy places the organism in Eukaryota, Metazoa, Chordata, Actinopteri, Perciformes, Cyclopteridae. Gene Ontology annotation, molecular function: glycerol kinase activity. Gene Ontology annotation, cellular component: mitochondrion.